AUGUGGGGGUCUGUGGCAGUUGUCUGGGCCAUCUGCCUGGCUUGCAUUCAGCCUACUGUGUUCCCAUGGAUCCUCCCCGUCAGGUCAAACAAGGACAGGCCUCGCCCAGCACACGGAGCACUGACAGAGAAGGUCGAGUGCUUCUCAGACUACAUGACCCUGCAGAUCCCGAGGAGCCACGUGCAGGGUUUGAGGCAGUGGCUGGCCGGGGUCCUGCGCCUGCCGGGCACCAAGAGGGCCCCCAACCACUUGGAUUCUCUUCUUACCAAAUGUGGUUACCUCUUGCAUCCUGCUCACGAGGGAGGCUUCAUCUUCCGAGCACUGUACUCUGGUUGCUUUGUACAGAAAGAGAAAGCAAAUUACAGGUUGGAAAUCAGAAUGUUUCAAAAAGGGGCAAAAAGGUUGAAGCAGAGCGAUCGCUACAUAAUGAAGUGUCCCAUGAUCGUGGCAAGGCUGGGUGAACAGAGUGUCCGUUGUCAUCCCUCGUUCAUUCAGGUCUCUAGGCCCUGGCCUCCAAGGACUGACGCUGAACAGACACCUUGGCUGCUGUCCCUUCGAGGGGAGCUGGUGGCUUCUCUGGAGGACGCCAGCUUGAUGGGAUUGGAGGUGGAUAUUGGUGCCACCAUGGUCACCAUCCAAAGCCCGAGACAAGAACUUCUUCAGAGGCAGGAGGUGUGGAACACCUCCCUGGAGUUGCUGCCCUUGUGGCUGGUGAGCGGUUCCUAUGCCUACUCCUUGGAGGCUGCGUGCCCACUGGCGUCUUCCCAGCCAGGGUCGGAGAUCUCAGUUCACAUCCCCAAGCAGAGACUGGGUCUGGUCAAAAGAGGAUCCCUUGUUGAAGAGUCCCUGAGUCCCAGGUUCCUUCAGGUACAGCAGUCGGACACCUUCACGGUGGCUGAGGACAGGGACUUUGUGGUUGUCAGCAUACCAGCGUCUCGGCUGCUUCAGGACCAGCCAUGCCAAGAGGCCAGAGAAUCCCCGGGGACACAAGCUUUCUACAGGGUGGACCUGAGCCUGGACUUUGCAGAGAUGGACUCCCCAGUACACUGGAUGGUAGAGAACUUUUUCCAGUGUGUGGGAUCAAGGGAAGAGUCACUUUUCUCAACAGUCACAACAAGGACUACUCUUCUCGCCCUGUCCCCUGCACUGGAGACUACACAGGCAGCAGAAACGCCAUCUGCUGCCUCUCCCCCGCUCCAGACCCCACGGAUGGCCGCCCUGGAGGAGCCCCCUCAGCAUUUUGUGCGCCAGCCUGCUAAAGAGUCCACCAAGCAGGAACUGGCAGCAGCAUUUAUGCAAAUAACCCGACCUGCAGGAGGAAGCUGGGAGUCAACGGCUUCCCCCUCCUCCAGUGCAAUACAGGAGCACCAAGGUCCUCAGACUCCUCCAGAGAAAGCAGGCUUAAGUCCACUUCCCCAGACUCUGGCUACACUCUCCUCAGAACACACUGACGUUUCCCAGGCUGGCCCUGGCCCCUCACAUUCGGUUAUCCUGGCUCCCAAUUCUCUGAGCACACAUUUGUCUUCAGAAAUCCCCUCUUCUCCAUGGCCUUCCUGGCCAUCUGAUGAGCCCCCAGUGCUCCUGAGUUCUGAACCAUCUGUUAGGCUAACUGAAGUUCCAAGGGGCAUGAGAGCUAGUCAGGACUCUGUUCAGCCAUCAGGAAGCCCCUUCCCACUGGGAGAAUUGUCAAGCAAGACUGUGAAUUCAACAGAGUCCAGCGAGUCCAUCCCGAGGGAGCCUGCCCACAUCAGAGAGGAGUUUCUGCCAUUCACAAAAUCCUUCAUGAACAGCCUGACUGAAGAGGGGUUGAUUUUCCACCAUGACCCUAAGAGACCUCAGGAGAGACCCAUAGUCAUGGCUGAGGAAUCUCUGCAGAAUGACCAUGAUCCCUCUGGAGAGGAGACCAGACACUACCUCGACCUGUCAACCUCAGAACCAAGCCAGGAAAUGAAAGAGCUGGGUGUGGAUGCCACAUUCACCACCUCGAGAAGGAGGCAGCCAGAUGCCAGGGUCUAUCUGGGGACCUCAAGUCCAGAGCUCACUGGGAGGCCCAGGGUGGACCCAGCAGCUCUCCAGACAACACUUCCGGAGGGCCUUCUGGCUUCCAGUCCUGAGAAGCCUGCAGCCCCUUCUGAGGAAGGAACAGAUAGAGCCCUACAGCUAGAGUCAGCACCUUCGUGGCCUGAGGGCUGGCAUGAUCUGGGGGCUGCACACACAGCCAGGCCCCUGUCUUCACAUACCCAAAGCCCUCUGGUUCCUACAGUAGCCAUGUUUCCCCGCUCCGGUGAGCCUGGAAACACCCUCCCUGGGGGUCAGGGGUCAGUGGGAUCCAGGUUGGCCCCCACAGCUGAUAGCCAUCCGUCUCCUGAACUUUAGGACACGCAGAGGGGUGCUUUGAGAGGCCCCUGCACUGGAGACUUCAGGGCUGUGUCAUAGGAGUGUCCAGGGAGGGGAGGGCCAGAGGAAAGGGAGGGCAUGGUUUGAUAUGCUCACACUUCCCUUCAGGAAGCCGGCUGGGACAGGACAAGAGCCCUCAGCUUCCUUGAGCUGGUCCAGCUGUGUUUUACAUCUUUCUCUGUUAGAUCUGGGAAGGGUGCUGGCCCUAUAGCUGGGCCCACCCAUGUCUAGGGCUCUGGUUUCUACUCUAGUUCUACAACCUUAGCAGGGCACUAGCCUUUCUGAGCCUUAGUUUCCCCAUCCAUGAAUGGCAACGAUAGUAACUCCUUCAUAGUGGGUUUAUUGAUGGUGGUGGUGGGGCGGUUCGUGAACAAGGAUCACAUAAAGUGUGGAGCCCUGCCCAAGCGUGCCGGGAACCCCAGGGGAGGGGGACGGAGUGACAGUGCUUUGCUUUCUGUCCAUCAUAUCCCGUGGUUUCUAUGGCAGCAGCUGGUUCCUUCCCCUCUGGCUUGGCUAGACCCACUGACCUGCAGUGACCCAGAGCUCCCAAACUCUGUGGCCCAGAAGCCCAGCGGUGGCCAGGCACGGUGACCUGGGCCGGAAUCCCACUCAGUGCUUCCUUGAGAGGGCAGUGCCUUGCCCUCCCCAACCCCCACCCCACCCCCGGGCCGACCUGUGGCUGG
Mus pahari (shrew mouse) is the source of this 3080-nucleotide messenger RNA. It is a transcript of the gene Ciroz, whose product is annotated as chromosome 6 C1orf127 homolog. Gene Ontology annotation, biological process: heart development. The coding region runs from base 1 to 2376 and encodes 791 amino acids. NCBI's taxonomy places the organism in Eukaryota, Metazoa, Chordata, Mammalia, Rodentia, Muridae. The record is from RefSeq and is a predicted model, not a curated record. The transcript has 12 exons.